Pelecanus crispus (Dalmatian pelican) is the source of this 2307-nucleotide messenger RNA. It is a transcript of the gene STON1, whose product is annotated as stonin 1. The record is from RefSeq and is a predicted model, not a curated record. Gene Ontology annotation, biological process: regulation of endocytosis; endocytosis. NCBI's taxonomy places the organism in Eukaryota, Metazoa, Chordata, Aves, Pelecaniformes, Pelecanidae.
AUGUGUUCCACAAAUCCAGCAAACUGGGUCACCUUCGAUGAUGAGCCACUCUUCCAGUCGCCUCAGAAAUCGGUUGAUAAUCAGAUUAGUUGUAAAGCAAAUGGCCUUAAACUGAAUCUGUCUAGUGUGCAUGAGUCUUCAAGUAUAUCAUCUUCUACAGGCAGCACUCCACUCUCGUCUCCUGUAGUUGACUUCUACCUAAGUCCUGGACCUCCCAGCAACUCUCCACUUACUACACCUACCAGAGACUACCCAGGAAGUCCAUGCAUCCCAAAGCCUGGGAUUCACAUCCUUUAUCCCAUCCCUGAAUGGCCAUCAAAUGUUAACUUUCUUCCAUCACCCGGGAUUUGCUCAUCCCUAACCUCGCAGAAACUGAGCAGCCUCGCUUUGAACACCUCACCUAAUGACCAUCCAGUUAAGACUUCGGUCUCCAAAUCAACAGAUGAAGGAAGCCCUAAUCCGCCAGGAAGCUGCGAGGAGUUAGGAGAAUUGUUGUCAGCACCAGCGCACUUCCCAUACUUUCAGAGCGACUGUGCUUUUUCCAGUCCAUUUUGGAAGGAAGGAUGCUCGCUCAGCACAUCACCCGCUAAUGUUAGCACACACAGGAAGGACAAAGUGCUCGACAGGAGCAUCUGUCAUCCUAAAGACAAAGAAACUUGCCAUGAUCAGAAAAGCCUUAACCAGGGCUCCUUCAGUUACAUCUGCGAGAGGCUUGAACACCUGCAAGCUGAUAGCUGCGAUGCCAUGGGAAGCCCACCCACCUCCAAUGCUCACACGUGGCACAAGCUCUCCCCUGCCAUCCCACAGAGCCUCUUCAGGAGCCGGAAAGCGGAUGGGUGGCCGUUCAUGCUGAGGAUUCCCGAAAAGAAGAACAUGAUGUCAUCUCGGCAAUGGGGCCCUAUUUACCUUAGCGUCCUAGCUGGAGGUGUACUGCAGAUGUAUUAUGAAAAGGGCCUGGAGAAACCUUUCAGGGAAUUCCAGCUGCACCCACACUGUAAGCUGUCCGAACCCAAAUUAGAGAGCUAUAAUGUCUCGGGAAAAAUCCAUACUGUGAAGAUUGAGUGCGUGUCUUACACAGAGAAAAGGAGGUAUCAUCCCAAAGUAGAAGCGAUCCAUGAGCCGGAGGCUGAGCAGAUGUUAAAGCUAGGCACCACAGAUUAUGACGACUUCACUGAUUUCCUCACAACGGUCGAGGAAGAGCUUAUGAAACUUCCUACUGUUUCUAGACAAAAGAAAAAUUAUGAAGAGCAAGAAAUGACUCUGGAAAUAGUGGAUAACUUUUGGGGGAAAGUCACUAAGGCAGAAGGAAAACUUGUAGAAAGUGCUGUCAUCACGCACAUUUACUGCUUGUGUUUUGUGAAUGGAAGUGCCGACUGCUUUCUAACCCUGAAUGACCUGGAGCUCCAGAAGAGGGAUGAGCGUUACUUCGAGAAGGAGGAGGAGAAGAAAUGGAUCGAUAUUCUCGAUUGCCAUUUCCAUAACUGUGUCAAAGCACAGGAAUUCGAGCAGUCACGAAUUAUUAAGUUUACGCCCCCGGAUGCCUGUAGGCUGGAACUGAUGCGUUUCAGGACACAGUAUAAUGGGCAAGACCUUCCCUUUUCUGUGAAGGCUGCAGUAGUGGUUCAGGGGGCAUAUGUUGAACUUCAGGCUUUUAUAAACAUGUCUUCAACUGCUCCAAUCCCAAUGCGUUUACCCUCUGUGAAAUACUGUGAAAACGUUAUGAUACGCUUUCCUGUUCCCACACAGUGGGUCAAAGCACUUUGGACCAUGAACCUCCAAAGGCAGAAAUCCCUAAAAGCAAAAAUGAAUAGGAGAGCGUGCCUUGGUGCUUUACAUGAGGUUGAAUCCGAUCCUGUAAUACAAGUCUCGGUUGGAACAGCAAAAUACGAGAGUGCCUACAGGGCUGUUGUGUGGAAGAUAGACAGGCUUCCAGAUAAAAACUCAAGUUCAGAUCAUCCACACAGCCUGUCUUACAAACUGGAACUUGGAUCAGACCAGGAGAUCCCGUCUGACUGGUAUCCUUUUGCUACUGUCCAGUUUGUCAUUCAUGAUACCUGUGCCUCAGGAACCGAAGUCAAGUCACUGGGCAUAGAGAGCGAUGUGCAGCCCCAGAAACAUGUGGUUCAGAAAGCUUUUUACAAUUACCAGGUUGAGAUUGAAAAGAAGUGGAUUAGGCUUGAUGGAGAAGAUCCAGAUAAGGCUGGCAAGUGCCUAAUGCAGUAAAAGAGGACAGGAGGCACCGUCAUAGGAUAUUAGUAGGAAUCAAUUUACAUAGGAAAUUCUGUUGUUAGAAGCAGCGCAGUGACC